Messenger RNA from Phacochoerus africanus (Common warthog), 1692 nucleotides. It is a transcript of the gene CWC15, whose product is annotated as CWC15 spliceosome associated protein homolog. The record is from RefSeq and is a predicted model, not a curated record. NCBI's taxonomy places the organism in Eukaryota, Metazoa, Chordata, Mammalia, Artiodactyla, Suidae. The coding region runs from base 230 to 925 and encodes 231 amino acids. The transcript has 7 exons. Gene Ontology annotation, cellular component: catalytic step 2 spliceosome. Gene Ontology annotation, molecular function: RNA binding. Gene Ontology annotation, biological process: mRNA cis splicing, via spliceosome.
ACGCGGAGAACCGACUGCAGGCAGAGGAGUUUCCCGGAGCGGCAGCGGGUUGCGGAGCCCAGCGCCUGUUGGACUGGGGACGGCCAGUCCCGGGCCGGCCGCGGAGAGCGUAGCGUGAAGGUAGCUCUACAGGCUGCGUUAAGCGGGUUUGGGCGCCCCCAGCCCCUCGCCAAAUCCGGCACGGGUGAAGAAUCGCCGGGCUUUCCGAUGACAACCCGAAGCAUAAAAAAUGACGACGGCAGCUAGGCCAACUUUUGAACCUGCAAGAGGUGGGAGAGGAAAAGGAGAAGGUGAUUUGAGCCAACUCUCCAAGCAAUAUUCAAGUAGAGACCUACCCUCUCAUACGAAGAUAAAAUAUAGACAGACUACUCAGGAUGCCCCCGAAGAGGUUCGGAACCGCGACUUCAGGAGAGAGUUGGAAGAGAGAGAGAGAGCUGCUGCAAGAGAAAAAAAUAGAGAUCGGCCGACCCGAGAACAUACAACCUCCUCCUCGGUGUCAAAGAAGCCUCGGUUAGACCAGAUUCCUGCCGCCAACCUCGACGCAGAUGACCCUCUAACAGAUGAGGAGGAUGAAGAUGAAGAUUUUGAAGAGGAGAGUGAUGAUGAUGAUACCGCAGCUCUUCUUGCAGAGCUGGAAAAAAUCAAGAAAGAGCGAGCUGAAGAGCAGGCCAGGAAGGAACAAGAACAGAAGGCUGAAGAAGAAAGGAUUCGUAUGGAAAACAUUCUGAGUGGAAACCCUCUCCUUAACCUCACUGGCCCAUCCCAGCCUCAGUCCAACUUCAAAGUUAAAAGAAGGUGGGAUGAUGACGUUGUUUUCAAGAACUGUGCAAAAGGUGUAGAUGAUCAGAAGAAAGACAAGAGAUUUGUAAAUGAUACGCUGCGAUCUGAAUUUCACAAAAAGUUCAUGGAGAAAUAUAUUAAAUAGUACAGUUUUAUGUGCUUAAUUAAAGGCUGUAAAAUGUAAACCAUCUGACUUUAUUUCGGUAGGUUUGUUUUUCGCCCCCUGCCUCCCAAUCUAAAUUGUGUAAAUCUAACUUCCCUAAUUUUAAGUUCCAAAAUGUCUUUUCCUUUACCGAUUCCUUAUUCAGUGAAGACUUGGGAAUUGGUUUCACCCAGUUUUCAUCUCUGAAUAUUUCCAGUCAUGUCAUUUCUUUUGAAUAUGGGAAAGGGAAUCUGCUUGUAAUAAAUAUUUUUAAUAAUCUAAAUAGCCAAAUCUGUGUCCCAACUUUUUGUUGAAAUGUAUGCAGCUUAUAAAACGUUGCGUAUUUUCUUUUGUGUAUUGCAUUUUUUGCGAAUUAACCUUUCCUCCUCAUUUUUCUAACUUUGAUUUAAAGUCAGUUAAUUCAUGGUUUCUUUUCUGUGUCUUGAAGAGUGUGGUGAAAGAUUAAAGGGAUUCCAAGUUGGACCAACAUGUUGCUAUGGAAGAGUGUGGUCAAGCAGGAAGUACCCCGAGUGUGUGUGUCUGAGGGAGCGUGGGUACCUCUCACUUCUGCAGAUGCUCCUUUCUUGUCUCUCAGCCCAGGAGCUCCUUAAGCAUGCCAAGAAAGCUUGUGCCGAUCACCUGUGUUCUAGAUACUCACCUGGCAUGUUUCUCUUAAAUGACAUAGAGUUGCAUACUGGCACUCAUUCGCUGCAAAGCCUAAGAGAGUUUAACUUGAAACAAUACAUGAAAUAAAACCUUUGGAAAUAGGA